This is a messenger RNA of Emys orbicularis (European pond turtle), 6204 nucleotides long. RefSeq names its product dedicator of cytokinesis 6 (gene DOCK6). Gene Ontology annotation, cellular component: cytosol. Gene Ontology annotation, biological process: small GTPase-mediated signal transduction; positive regulation of GTPase activity. Gene Ontology annotation, molecular function: guanyl-nucleotide exchange factor activity. Lineage: Eukaryota; Metazoa; Chordata; Testudines; Emydidae. The coding region runs from base 1 to 6204 and encodes 2067 amino acids. The record is from RefSeq and is a predicted model, not a curated record. The transcript has 48 exons.
AUGGCGGCCCCGGAGCGACGGGCCUUCGCCCAGCGCAUCAACCGGACGGUGGCCGCCGAGGUGCGGAAGCAGGUGUCGCGGGAGCACGGCGGGUCCCCCCAGCUCUCCAAGAAGCGCAGCGGGUCCCAGCAGUUGGUGCCGCUGACGGAGGUGGUGGAGCCGGUGGACUUCGAGGAGUAUCUGGCUGCCCACCCCCCCGAGCUGGAGCCUGGCCCACUCCGUGACCUGAUCGAGUUCCCCGCCGAUGAUGUGGAGGUGGUCCGGGAACCGCGGGAAUGCCGCACGCUGGAACCGGGGGUGCCCGACGAGGGGAAGCUGGAUGCCCGGGUGCGGGACGCGGUGCAGGUCUACACGGAGGACUGGCUGGUGGUGCGGAGGAAGUACCAGCGUCUCAGCACCAUGUACAGCCCCAACACGGCCGAGCGGCAGCGCCAGAGACAAAGGGGGCUGCCCCGGCAGGUCUUCGAGCUGGACGAGGCCGCAGAGGAGCCGGAGGAGCUGAAGCGCCGCUCGCCCUCCCUGGACGACACGCCCCGGGGCAGCUGGGCGUCCAGCGUCUUCGACCUGAAGAACUCGGUGGCCGACCCGCUGCUGCCCGCCCUGUUGGAGCACACGGCCAUGGAGGAGCUCGACCGGUGUAACGAGGAGCUGCGCAAGGAGAACCGGCACCCGGAGCUCCUGGCCCUCUUCCCUGCCCCCGAUGAGGAUGAGGCGGUGGAGCGCUGCAGCCUGCCCGAGGUCCCCCAGGAGCACUUCGGCCAGCGGAUCCUGGUGAAGUGUCUUUCUCUCAAGUUUGAGAUCGAGAUUGAGCCCAUCUUCGGGACCCUUGCCCUGUAUGACAUCAAGGAAAAGAAAAAGAUCUCCGAGAACUUCUACUUCGACCUCAACUCGGAUCAGGUGAAGGGGCUGCUGCGGGCACCCGGAGGCCACCCCGCCAUCUCCACGCUGGCGCGGUCCGCCAUCUUCUCCAUAACCCACCCCUCCCCUGACAUCUUCCUGGUCAUCAAGCUGGAGAAGGUGCUGCAGCAGGGGGACAUCGGGGACUGCUGUGAGCCCUACAUGGUCAUGAAGGAGACGGACGCAGCCAAGAACAAGGAGAAGCUGGAGAAGCUGCGCGGGGCGGCGGAGCAGUUCUGCAGCCGCCUGGGCCGGUACCGCAUGCCCUUCGCCUGGACGGCCAUCCACCUCCUGAACAUCGUCAGCACCGCCGGGUCCCUGGAGCGCGACCCCGCCGACGCCGAGAGCGAGCGCCGGGGCACCUGGAACGAGCGCAAGCGGAGGACGCUGGAGCGCAUGAGCGCCGGGGAGGAGGUGUGCAGCUUCGCCAGCUUCCGCCCCGCCACCCUCACCGUCACCAACUUCUUCAAACAGGAAGGCGACCGUCUGAGCGCCGAGGACCUGUACAAGUUCCUGGCGGACAUGAGGCGUCCGUCCUCGCUGCUGCGCCGGCUGCGGCCCAUCACAGCUCAGCUCAAGGUGGACAUCUCGCCGGCGCCCGAGAGCCCCCACUACUGCCUCUCCCCGGAGCUGCUGCGCGUCAAGCCCUACCCGGACCCCCGGGUGCGGCCCACCAAGGAGAUCCUGGAGUUCCCGGCCCAGGAAGUCUAUGUCCCCCACACCACCUACAGGAACCUGCUCUACGUCUACCCCCAGAGCCUGAACUUCAGCAGCCGCCAGGGCUCGGUGCGCAACAUCACCGUGAAGGUGCAGUUCAUGGCGGGCGAGGACCCCAGCCAGGCCCUGCCGGUGAUAUUCGGCAAGUCGAGCUGCAGCGAGUUUACGAAAGACGCCUACACCGCCGUGGUGUAUCACAACAGGUGCCCCGAGUUCUACGAGGAGUUCAAACUGCGGCUCCCGCCCGCCCUGACGGACAAUCACCACCUGCUCUUCACCUUCUACCACGUCAGCUGCCAGCCCAAGCAGAACGCGCCGCUGGAGACGCCCAUCGGCUACACGUGGAUCCCGCUGCUGCAGCACGGCCGUCUGCGGACGGGGCUCCUCUGCCUGCCCGUGUCUGUGGAGAAGCCCCCGCCCAGCUACUCCGUGCUCACCCCCGACGUGCAGCUCCCUGGCAUGAAGUGGGUCGAUAACCACAAGGGGGUGUUUCACGUGGAGCUGCUGGCCGUGUCCUCGGUGCACACGCAGGACCCCGCCCUGGAUAAAUUCUUCACGCUGGGCCACGUGCUGGAGGAGAGCCACUUCCCGGUGCGGCUGCGGGACGCCGUGCUGACCGAGAGCAGCGUGGAGGGGGAGCUGCGGGCCAGCGUGGCCGGGCUGCGGGGGGCCGGGCUGGGGCCACUGCUCGCCCACUGCCACCAGGUCCUGGACAAGCUGCUGCUGCUCAUCGCCCGCCCGCCCAUCAUCGGGGGCCAGAUCGUCAACCUGGGCCGCACUGCCUUCGAGGCCAUGGCCGUCAUGGUGAACCAGAUCCACCAGGGACUAGAGGCCAGCCAGGGCCAGCACGGCCACAACCCGCUGCUGGCCGCCUACAUCCACUUCGCCUUCCGCCUGCCCGCCGAGCCGCCGCCAACGGGGGACGAGGCCGGGACGCCACCCCAGGGGGCUGCCAUCCAAUGCGCCACCCUGUCCCGCGCCACUGGCCGCCCCGCCAGCCUCAACCUGUCGCGCUCCAAGAGCAUCAGCAACAGCAACCCUGACCUGGCCACCACACCCGGCUCCCCCGACGAUGAAGUGCAGCAGAUCCUGGGCAGCAAAGGGAUCGACCGCUCGCACUCCUGGGUGAACUCGGCCUACGCCCCCGGCGGGCCCAGGGCCGUGCUCCGCCGGAACCCGCCCAGCUCCAGCGCCGACCUCAAACAGCUGCUGCACGAGGAGCUGGCCCUGCAGUGGGUGGUGAGCACCGGCGCUGUGCGCGAGGCCGUGAUACGCCAGGCCUGGUUCUUCUUCCGGCUGCUGGGGAAGAGCCUGGCCCUGCACCUGCACCAGGCCCAGAAGCUGGAGGCGCCGCGCCGGCUGCGCUUCCCCAGCCGCUUCGUGGACGACAUCGCCGCCCUGGUGGGCACCGUCAGCAUCGAGAUCGCCAGCCGCUACCAGAAGGACGUGGAGCUGGUGGAGCACCUCAACAGCAGCCUGGCCUUCUUCCUCAACGACCUGCUCUCCCUGAUGGACCGCGGCUUCGUCUUCAGCCUCGUCCGCCUCUACUACAAGCAGAUCGGUAGCCGGCUGCCGAGCGCCCAGAACCCCCCCGCCCUGGUGGCGCUGCGCGUGGAUUUCCUGCGCAUCGUCUGCAGCCACGAGCACUACGUCAGCCUGAACCUGCCCUGGCACAGCCUCUCGCCGCCUGCCUCGCCCUCGCCCUCCGUGUCCUCCGCCACCUCCCAGGGCUCGGCCUUCUCCAGCCCGGCGCAGGACCAGCGGGUGGCCGGCAUGUUCGAGCUGUCGGGGCCCUACCGCCGGCAACACUUCCUGGCGGGGCUGGUGCUCACAGAGCUGGCGCUCAUCCUGGAGCCGGACGCCGAAGGCGUUUUCUUCCUGCACAAGAAGGUGAUCAGCGCCCUGCACAACCUGCUGUGCAGCCACGACGCCGACACCCGCUACGCCGCCCCCCCCGUCCGCGCCCACGUGGCCCAGCUCUACCUGCCGCUCCUCAGCAUCGUCCUGGACGCCCUGCCACAGCUCUACGACUUCACCGAGAACCACAGUCCACGCGGGCGCCUGGUCACCGUGCCGGGGGACGAAGGAGAUAGCGACAGCGGCACCAUCAGCCAGUCGGUGGCCAUGGCCAUCGCCGGCUCCCCCCUGCCCCACGCCCACCGGGCCAGCCCCUUCCCGCUGCCGGCAGCCGCCCCCCGGCCGGCCGGCACUCUGUCGGCCGAGGCGAGCCGCACCCUGCUGGCCUGCCUGCUGUGGGUGCUGAAGAACGGGGACGCGGGGGUGCUGCACAGCUGGUGUGCGGAGCUGUCCCCCCUGCACCUCGGCCGCCUCCUCGACCUGCUCUACCUCUGCGUGGCCUGCUUCGAGUACAAGGGCAGGAAGGCCUUCGAGCGCAUCAGCAGCCUGGCCUUCAAGAAGUCGCUGGACAUGAAGGCGCGGCUGGAGGAGGCCAUCCUGGGCACCGUCGGCGCGCGCCAGGAGAUGGUGCGGCGCAGCAGGGAGCGCAGCCCCCUGGGGGGCCAGGAGAGCGUUCGCUGGAGGAAGAACCUCGCCCACUGGCGCCCGAACUCCGACAAGGUGGACAAGAGCCGGGAGGAGGUGGAGCAGGAGGUGCUGGUGGAGGGGAACCUGGCGACCGAGGCCAGCCUGGUGGUGCUGGACACGCUGGAGAUUAUCGUCCAGACGGUGCUGCUGGCGGAGGCCAAGGAGAGCGUGCUGGACGGGGUGCUGCGGGUGCUGCUACACAGUAUGGCCUGCAUGCCCAGUGCCCUCUUCCUACAGCACUGCUUCGCCUCCCAGAGGGCGCUGGUGAGCAAGUUCCCGGAGAUGCUGUUCGAGGAGGACACGGAGCUCUGCGCCGACCUGUGUCUGCGGCUCCUACGGCACUGCAGCAGCCGGGUGGCUGCCAUCCGCGCCCACGCCAGCGCCUCCCUCUACCUGCUCAUGCGCCAGAACUUCGAGAUCGGCCACAACUUUGCCCGGGUGAAGAUGCAGGUGACCAUGUCUCUGUCCUCGCUCGUCGGGACCUCGUCCAACUUCAACGAGGAGCAUCUGCGGCGCUCGCUGAAAACCAUCCUGAGCUACGCCGAGGAGGACGCCGGGCUGCGGGACAGCAGCUUCGCUGAGCAGGUGCAGGACCUCGUCUUCAACCUGCACAUGAUCCUCACCGACACGGUCAAGAUGAAGGAGCAUCAGGAGGAUCCAGAGAUGCUGAUCGACCUGAUGUACAGGAUCGCCAAGGGCUACCAGAACUCCCCGGACCUGCGGCUGACGUGGCUGCAGAACAUGGCAGCCAAGCACUCGUCGCAGGGGAACCACGCCGAGGCGGCGCAGUGCCUGGUGCACGCGGCCGCGCUGGUGGCCGAGUACCUGAGCAUGCUGGAGGACUCCCGCUACCUGCCCGUGGGCUGCGUCUCCUUCCAGGGCGUCUCGUCCAACGUGCUGGAGGAAUCGGCCGUCUCGGACGACGUGCUGGCCCCGGACGAGGAGGGGAUCUGCUCCGGGAAGUUCUUCACCGAGCUGGGGCUGGUGGGGCUGCUGGAGCAGGCGGCCGCCUUCUUCACCCUGGGCGGGCUGUACGAGGCGGUGAACGAAGUCUACAAGAUCCUCAUCCCCAUCUACGAGGCCAACCGGGAGUUCAAGAAGCUGGCGGCUCUGCACGGCAAACUGCAGGACGCCUUCGGCAAGAUCAGCAGCCAGAGCGCUGGCUGGGAGCGCAUGUUCGGGACGUAUUUCCGGGUCGGGUUUUACGGCAGCAAGUUCGGGGACCUGGACGAGCAGGAGUUCGUGUAUAAAGAACCGUCCAUCACCAAGCUGGCUGAGAUCUCCCACCGGCUGGAGGAGUUCUACGCCGAGCGCUUCGGGGACGACCUGGUCGAGAUCAUCAAGGACUCGAACCCCGUGGACAAGGCCAAGCUGGACCCCAACAAGGCCUACAUCCAGCUGACCUACGUGGAGCCGUUCUUCGACACCUACGAGCUGAAGGAGCGAGUCACCUACUUCGAGAAGAACUACGGCCUGCGCAGCUUCCUCUUCUGCACGCCCUUCACGCGGGACGGGCGGGCGCACGGGGACCUUCACGAGCAGCACAAGCGCAAGACGCUGCUCACCACCUCGCACGCCUUCCCCUACAUCAGAACCCGCCUGCCCGUCGUCCACAAGGAGGAGAUCAUCCUGACCCCCAUCGAGGUGGCCAUCGAGGACAUGCAGAAGAAGACGCAGGAAUUGGCCUUUGCCACCCACCAGGACCCGGCCGAUGCCAAGAUGCUGCAGAUGGUGCUGCAGGGCUGCGUGGGCACCACCGUCAACCAGGGCCCGCUGGAGGUGGCCCAGGUGUUCCUGGCCGAGAUCCCGGACGACCCCCGGCUCUACCGGCACCACAACAAGCUGCGCCUCUGCUUCAGGGACUUCACCAAACGGUGCGAGGACGCCCUGCGUAAGAACAAGGCGCUGAUCGGGCCGGACCAGCGCGAGUAUCACCGGGAGCUGGAAAGGAACUACCUGCGCCUCCGGGAGUCCCUGCACCCACUGCUGAGCCGCCGGAUCCCCCAGCUCUACGCCCCCCUCGUCCCGCGCUCCACCCACCGGUGA